Messenger RNA from Prosopis cineraria, 1506 nucleotides. Its product is annotated as UDP-glycosyltransferase 83A1-like. The record is from RefSeq and is a predicted model, not a curated record. Gene Ontology annotation, molecular function: UDP-glycosyltransferase activity. The coding region runs from base 65 to 1354 and encodes 429 amino acids. Lineage: Eukaryota; Viridiplantae; Streptophyta; Magnoliopsida; Fabales; Fabaceae. The transcript is spliced from 2 exons.
AACAGAGCAUAGCAUCUGUCAUCGCAGAGCUAAUGCCAUCAGCAUCACCGAUUCACCGAGAAUCAUGAGCAGCCAGCGCGUUCUAGUUUUGCCAUUUCCUGCUCAAAGUCAUGUCAAUUGUCUGAUGAUCCUCUCUCAAAAACUAGCCCAAAAUGGCCUCAAAAUCACCUUCGUGAACUCAGAUUUCAACCACAGACGUGUGGUGAACGCAAUGAAAACAGAGGAGGAAAGAGAGACGAAGUUGCCUUUGGAAUUAGUGUCAAUCCCAGAUGGUAUGGGCCCUGAAGAUGACAGAAACGACAUGGCUAAACUAAGUUUGGCAAUCUUGAGCACCAUGUCCUCAGAGUUUGAGAAGCUGCUUGAAGACAUUCAUGGCAGAGAUGGAAGAAGAAUCAGCUGUAUAGUCGCUGAUGUGAAUAUGGCGUGGGCCUUGGAAAUUGCACAUAAGCUGGGUAUUAAAGCUGCUGUCAUCUGCCCUACAUCUGCAGCUCUUUUUGCUUUUGAACUUCACAUGCCUAAGCUAAUUCAGGAUGGCUUGAUGGAUUCUGAUGGAAUGCCAAUAGUAAAAGGGGAAUUUGAGAUAUCACCAGAGAUUCCUAAGAUGAACACAGCUGACAUUGCAUGGUGCUGCAUGGGAGACUCAACAUCCCAAAAGCUUGUAUAUGAUUACAUUGCAAGGAUGAUAAGAACUUCACACUUAACUGAUUGGUGGCUUUGCAAUACCGUCUCUGAACUUGAACGUGGAGCCCUGUCGUUAUACCCCAAGAUCCUACCUAUUGGUCCAUUAAUGAAGACCCAUGAGAUCCAAACAAGUUCUUGGUCAUCACUUGGGCAGUUUUGGGAAGAAGACCUCUCUUGCUUGAGUUGGCUAAACCAGCAACCACCAUGUUCUGUCAUAUACAUUGCUUUUGGUAGCUUCACUAUGUUUGAUCAAACACAAUUCAAAGAGCUAGCUCUAGGACUUGAACUUACCCAAAAGCCUUUUCUUUGGGUUGUUAGGGAAGAUGCAUAUGGUAGAGACACAAAAGUGACAUACCCAGAUGAGUUUGAAGGCAAAAAAGGAAAAAUUGUUAGAUGGGUACCUCAACAGAAGGUGUUGAGCCAUCCUGCCAUAGCAUGCUUCGUUAGCCAUUGUGGUUGGAACUCAACUAUGGAAGGUUUGAGCAAUGGAGUGCCUUUCUUGUGUUGGCCAUAUUUUGCAGACCAAUUUUUUGACAAGACUUGUAUUUGUGAUUAUUGGAAGGUGGGACUGGGAUUUGAUUUAGAUGAUGACAAAGGACUAAUCUCACGCCAAGAAAUCAAGAAAAAGUUGACAUGCUGCUUCAAGAUGAGAGCAUCAGGGCAAGGUCUAUGAAUCUGAAAAAGAUUAUCAUGAAUAAUAUAAUAGAAGGGGGUACGUCAAUGAAGAACUUCAAGAAGUUCGUGAAAUGGGCUAAACAAUAAGAUGUUCUAUGUUGGAAAAUUUUGUAAUUUAUUUAAGGAAUCAAUUUUGUUUUGAAUAUUAAA